Molecule: messenger RNA, 1305 nt
Organism: Aspergillus ruber CBS 135680
Lineage: Eukaryota; Fungi; Ascomycota; Eurotiomycetes; Eurotiales; Aspergillaceae
Gene: nsdD
Product: GATA-type sexual development transcription factor NsdD
Exons: 3
Coding region: 1-1305 (434 amino acids)
Biological process (GO): regulation of DNA-templated transcription
Molecular function (GO): sequence-specific DNA binding; zinc ion binding
Source: RefSeq, a predicted model, not a curated record
AUGUACUCGUCACAACCACCGUCCUAUUCCUACACCACUCCGACCGCUAGCAACGGUUCGCUUCCGUCAGGCUACAUCUCCCCACCGGAGUCGCGUCGCGCGUUGGAGGAAGAGAAGGAAAGACAGAUCCAGCCGCAACGGCAGUCGCUUCCCUCGAUCCAUGAGGCAUUAGGGAAUGACAAUCCGCUCUCGUAUGGCGGCCCGCCCACAUCCGCACCCGCCCAACAAGUUCAUACCUCACAGGCGCCGCCGCACUCGACAUCGCCAGGAUUCACGCGGUCGGGGACAGAGGCGCCGACAGGGCCACCAGGGCCAUCAGGGCCACCAAACCCAUUCUCCUUUUCGCACCAGCAUCACCAACAAUUACAGGCAGAGGCGUCACGGUCGAGCCUGACAUCCAUCAACACUCAAGAUUCCAGAACUGCAUCCCUCCAUUCGUUUAAUUCGGGCAGGUCUCCAACACAGAGUGCAAAGACUGGCAUUACCGCCCAUUCAACAUACGAAUACAGUGCACCGCCAUCUGCGGGGGGUAUUGCAUCGCCCAACGGGUAUGCACCUCCGUAUUCGCAGUCUUUUUCGUUCCAAUCACAACCGACCGCUCCAGCCUAUCCUUCUCAUUACGACGCUCGUUACAGCGCAUGGAAACAGGGUGCACCGGAGCCUGUGCGGGUGGAGGAAAUCAAGAAUGGGUAUACUCGUUCGCCACUUCCAGCCCAUGGUGACUCGAUGAAGCGACACUUGGAGGUUUACGACGUGGAGGCUUCCCUCAACGAGAUCACCGAGAUGAGCACCCGGACUUUGGAUUUUUCGAGACACUACGCUACGAGGGCCCAUCAAACACAGCGCUCGGGACCGGUGAUGGGAUCGCUUCCGUCAUUGCACGAAGUUGAAGAAAUGAUUAAUGUCCAACGUCAAAACCAAGAAGCGUUGCUGCGGAUACGUAACGCGGUCCUUACCCAAGAACACGCCAUGGCCGAACAAAUGGCCCAACGGAAGGCCUACAAAACCAGUGGGGUGGACGAAGAGAUGGCAAUGUACCAGGAAGAAUUCAAGGGCAGCGGGGGAUUCGCUGGUGCAGAGGCCAAGAAGCGGAGAGGGAAAGCUGCGCCUCCUGGACGUUGCCACAGCUGCAACCGAGCGGAAACUCCGGAAUGGCGACGAGGCCCUGACGGUGCCCGAACACUCUGCAAUGCCUGCGGACUACACUAUGCCAAACUGACUCGCAAGAUGGGCGCGAACAAGGCGUCAGCAUUGGGAUCAAAUCUGAAGCCUAAGACCCCACUGGGGUCAGCAUCGCCUAACUAG